GUUUUUCCUUUUGGUGUUGUACUCUCUGUUAAACUCUAUGGUUCUUUAAUUUAAUGCUCGCCCAUCCGUUUACCAAAAAAAAAAUAGUGUGCGCAUACGAUCUUUUCUCUCUCCUCUGAAGUCUACACUGGUUCUCUCCUAAUCGAAGUGUUCAUCAACGUUUGAAGCGAAUCUCCAUAUCCAGGUACUUCUAUCUGCAAUUUCACAAUCAUGGUUUAUCUCAGAACAUUUGACAACAAAACCCUAGUUCUUGAUGUAAACCCUAAUUCAACAACUUUAGGGAAUCUUCACCAGACUAUUACUGAUAGGUUAGGUCUUCCAAUUGAACGCCAAUGUCUGUUAUCAUCAUCCAAAAGAUUAAUUGGGGAUUUUAAUUGUAUAAUUUCUGAUUUGGGUAUUCGAUUGAAUUCAACUUUAUCAUUGUAUGUUCCCCUUUGUGGUGGUAUGCAAGCUCCUGUGCAAUCAAAGAGUAAUCUUGAUUUUAUGUACUUGAAACCCCCUUCGAAUUAUGUUGCCGGGUUGGGUCGUGGAGCUACUGGGUUUACGACCCGGUCUGAUAUUGGGCCUUCUAGACCGGUUAUGGAUAUGCCUGACCGGUCUGCCACCCCGAUUGGCAGUGCUCCGCCUCCUGAUAUGGGAAUGGGGCGGGGAAGGGGAAGGGGGCAGGUACAGGGGCAGGGGCGGGGGAAGGGAGGUGACGAGGGUGAAGAGGAGGAAGGGGAGGAUAAAGGGUAUGAUGAGAAUCAGAAUUUUGAUGAGUUUGAGGGGAAUGAUGUUGGAUUGUUCGCUUCUGCGGAGUAUGAUGAGGAUGAUAAGGAGGCGGAUGCAGUGUGGGAAGCGAUUGAUGUGAGGAUGGAUUCAAGGAGGAAGGAUAGGAGGGAGGCUCGGUUGAAGGAAGAGAUUGAGAAGUACCGGGCUUCAAACCCUAAGAUUACCGAGCAAUUUGCUGAUUUGAAGAGGAAGUUGCAUACUGUGACGGCGGAGGAGUGGGAUAGUAUUCCUGAAAUUGGAGAUUAUUCAAUGAGGAAUAAGAAGAAGAGGUUUGAGAGUUUUGUGCCUGUGCCCGAUACGCUUCUUGAGAAGGCUAGGCAGGAGAAAGAGCAUGUUACAGCUCUUGAUCCGAAGAGUAGGGGUGUUGGUGGGACGGAGACACCUUGGGCGCAAACCCCUGUUACGGAUUUGACUGCUGUUGGUGAGGGUAGGGGUACUGUGUUGUCACUGAAGCUUGAUAGGCUAUCUGAUUCUGUGUCUGGGCAGACAGUUGUUGAUCCAAAAGGGUACUUAACUGAUCUUAAAAGUAUGAAACUUACUAGUGAUGCAGAGAUAUCAGAUAUUAAGAAGGCUAGAUUAUUGUUGAAAUCUGUCAUACAAACGAAUCCAAAGCACGCUCCUGGUUGGAUAGCGGCUGCGAGGCUUGAGGAGGUUGCUGGCAAGAUAAAGGAGGCUAGAGUGUUAGUUGAGAAGGGAUGCGAGGAGUGUCCCAAGAAUGAGGAUGUAUGGCUGGAAGCAUGCCGUUUGGCGAGCCCAGAUGAUGCCAAGGCUGUGAUGGCUAGGGGAGUUAAAGCAAUUCCUAAUUCUGUGAAGUUGUGGCUUCAGGCUGCUAAAUUGGAGCAAGAUACUCUACAGAAGAGUAGGGUGCUAAGAAAGGGGCUUGAACAUAUAUCUGAUUCAGUAAGGCUGUGGAAGGCAGUUGUUGAGCUUGCUGAUGAAGACCAAGCUAGUGUAUUGCUUUAUAGGGCUGUGGAGUGCUGCCCCUUGCAUGUGGAAUUAUGGCUUGCUCUUGCUAGGCUGGAAACAUAUGAUAAAGCGAGGAAAGUGCUUAAUAGGGCCAGGGAGAAGCUUCCAAAGGAGCCAGCUAUUUGGAUUACUGCUGCAAAGUUGGAAGAAGCAAACGGAAGCACUGCAACAGUUGAGAAGAUCAUAGACAGGGGUAUCAGGGCCCUACAAAGAGAGGGAGUUGAUAUUGACAGAGAAGCUUGGAUGAGAGAAGCCGAGGCCGCCGAGCGUGCUGGGUCUGUUUUCACUUGCCAAGCUAUAAUUAAGCACACUGUUGGUGUUGGGGUUGAGGAAGAAGAUAGGAAGAGAACAUGGGUGGCUGAUGCUGAAGAAUGCAAGAAGAGAGGGUCUGUUGAAACUGCAAGGGCUAUAUAUGCUCAUGCUAUUUCCGUAUUCUUGACAAAGAAGAGUAUAUGGCUUCAAGCAGCACGACUGGAGAAGAGUCAUGGAACUAGGGAUUCUCUUGACGCUUUACUUCGAAGGGCAGUUACUUAUGUUCCCCAAGCUGAAGUUCUUUGGCUCAUGGGUGCAAAAGAAAAAUGGCUUGCUGGUGAUGUGCCUGCUGCUCGAGCAAUUCUUCAAGAAGCUUAUGCUGCUAUUCCAAACUCUGAGGAGAUUUGGCUUGCUGCUUUUAAGCUCGAAUUUGAAAACCAUGAACCUGAAAGAGCUAAAAUACUCCUUGCUAAGGCCCGAGAAAGAGGGGGUAGUGAAAGAGUUUGGAUGAAAUCAGCCAUAGCUGAGAGAGAACUUGGUAAUGUUGCAGAAGAGAAGAGGCUGCUUGAUGAAGGCUUGCAACACUUCCCAUCCUUCUUCAAAUUGUGGUUGAUGCUUGGACAACUUCAUGAGCGGCUUGGAGAGCAUGCGAAGGCUAAAGAAGCUUAUGCAUCUGGUCAAAAGAACUGCCCACAAUGCAUUCCUCUGUGGCUUUCACUUGCAAAACUCGAAGAGAAGAUGUUUGGGCUGAAUAAAGCUAGAGCAAUUCUGACUAUGGCUAGGAAAAGGAAUCCUCAGAAUCCUGAACUGUGGCUUGCUGCUGUUAGAGCUGAACUUAGGCAUGGGAACAAGAAAGAGGCUGAUAACAUGUUGGCAAAGGCUCUUCAAGAAUGUCCCAACAGUGGUAUAUUAUGGGCAGCUCAAAUUGAGACUGUUCCCCGCCCUCAACGUAAAACAAAAAGCUCAGAUGCGCUUACUAAGUGUGACAAGGAUCCCCAUGUCAUUGCUGCUGUGGCUAAGCUGUUUUGGCAUGACAGGAAGGUGGACAAAGCAAGGAGCUGGUUCAACAGGGCAGUGACACUUGCUCCAGAUAUCGGGGAUUUCUGGGCUUUGUACUACAAAUUUGAACUUCAGCAUGGAACCGAGGAACUUCAGAAGGGUGUGCUGAAACAUUGUGCUGCUGCGGAGCCCAAGCAUGGUGAGAGAUGGCAAUCGAUUUCAAAGGCAGUUGAGAAUGCUCACCAGCCAACUGAAGCAAUUUUGAAGAAACUUGUAAUUGCUCUUGGGAAGGAAGAAAAAGCUGCUGCUGGAAAUGAAUAAAAGUUAGGUUUUCUUUCUUCACAUUGUUGAUUCUAGUGUUUACCUGCUAUGCUACCAUAUACUGUGAUCAUGCUUUUUGUCAAAUCUCAAUGUAUUAGUUUCUGACUGUGAUAUUCUUACGACUUCUCCAAUUUGUCCCCACUAAGUUGUCUAAUAUAAUUUGGCUUCAAGUUUUGGUAUU
Molecule: messenger RNA, 3490 nt
Organism: Spinacia oleracea (spinach)
Lineage: Eukaryota; Viridiplantae; Streptophyta; Magnoliopsida; Caryophyllales; Amaranthaceae
Product: protein STABILIZED1
Exons: 1
Coding region: 211-3309 (1032 amino acids)
Biological process (GO): spliceosomal tri-snRNP complex assembly; positive regulation of primary miRNA processing; mRNA splicing, via spliceosome
Cellular component (GO): nucleus; U4/U6 x U5 tri-snRNP complex; catalytic step 2 spliceosome
Molecular function (GO): protein binding
Source: RefSeq, a predicted model, not a curated record